This is a messenger RNA of Fulmarus glacialis (Northern fulmar), 1062 nucleotides long. RefSeq names its product feline leukemia virus subgroup C cellular receptor 1 (gene FLVCR1). Gene Ontology annotation, biological process: erythrocyte differentiation; heme export; transmembrane transport. NCBI's taxonomy places the organism in Eukaryota, Metazoa, Chordata, Aves, Procellariiformes, Procellariidae. The annotation marks the transcript as partial. Gene Ontology annotation, cellular component: mitochondrion; membrane. Gene Ontology annotation, molecular function: heme binding; heme transmembrane transporter activity. The transcript has 10 exons. The record is from RefSeq and is a predicted model, not a curated record.
CGGUACCCCGUCACCUUGGCAGCCCAGGCCGUCUGCGCCGUCGCCCAGGUCUUCAUCCUGGGGCUGCCCUCGCGCAUCGCCUCCGUCUGGUUCGGCCCCACCGAGGUCUCCACCGCCUGCGCCGUGGCCGUGCUGGGCAACCAGCUUGGCACUGCAAUUGGCUUUUUGUUGCCACCUGUUUUGGUUCCAAAUACACCUAACGAUAUCAAUCUAAUGGCACAUAACAUCAGCAUCAUGUUCUAUGGAACAGCGAUAGUGUCCACGCUUUUGUUCUUCUUAACAGGAGUCGUGUUUGAAGAAAAGCCCAAAUACCCUCCUAGUCACUCUCAAGCAGUCCUGCAAACUAUGCCUCCCGAGGAUUACUCCUACAAGCAGUCGAUUAUUAACUUGUUCAAAAAUAUUCCAUUUGUACUUCUGCUGAUCAGUUACGGUAUUAUGACUGGGGCAUUUUAUUCUGUCUCCACGUUAUUAAACCAGAUGAUAGUAACUCAUUAUGAGGGAGAAGAAGUGAACGCUGGGAGAAUUGGCUUGACACUGGUGGUGGCAGGAAUGGUGGGUUCGAUUAUUUGUGGUUUGUGGCUGGAUUACACUAAAACAUACAAGCAAACUACUUUGAUUGUUUACAUCCUCUCUUUCAUUGGGUUGCUGGUAUUUACUUUCACCCUGGACCUCGGAUACCUUAUAGUAGUGUUCGUGACUGGAGGAGUACUUGGGUUCUUCAUGACUGGCUAUCUCCCACUUGGGUUUGAAUUUGCUGUGGAAAUUACAUACCCAGAGUCUGAAGGCACUUCCUCAGGUCUCCUUAAUGCAUCAGCACAGAUAUUUGGAAUUGUCUUUACACUUGUUCAAGGAAAACUCACAACAGACUACAGUCCUCGUGCAGGAAACCUCUUUCUUUGUGCUUGGAUUUUUGUGGGCAUUAUCUUAACAGCCUUAAUAAAAUCAGAUUUGCGAAGACAUAAUGUGAAUUCAGGGAUUAUGAACUUGGAUGUUAAAGCUGUACCAGUUGACAGUCCUGUAGAACUUGAAAGUACUACAUUAAAAAUUCAGUCGGCUUUAUAA